AUGGCACGUUUACCAGCAUUCCUUAUUUAUGAGGACGAUAUUCUGAUCGCUACCAAAACAAUCACACCGACCCAAGGCGACGCUCCGCUCAGUCCGCCGACUUCUGGGCUCCCAGACUUCACUGGAGAAUCCGAUGUCAUGUAUUCCACCGGCUCAAAUUACUUCCACUCUGCGACCAGAGUAUCCGCAGAGCGAGAGUUUGACCUUAGUGAUGAGUUCGGUGCGGACUGUGCAAGUCAGCAACAGGAUCCCAGACCCUACCAACCUGCAUUUGCCAUCAAGGAAGAUCCUGCCCAUGUCAACGACGUAGAGAACAGGAGAUCCUCGAAGUACGACACUAAACCACCACCGUCUGGACCAACUCAGGUUUCAAUAAUGGCUACGCCAACAUCAUCAUCCCCAAUAACCGUUCGCAGAAACCCAAGACCAGAUCGCUCCGAGGCCACUCCUGCGCGUGGAAAACUCACUGCUUCGAAGUCCAGGCAACUAUCAGCAAAGCCUCCACCUGCACCCAGCAGCAGGCGCCAAAAUCUGCAGACCAUGACCGACCUGGGUCCAAAGGUCGAGGACGAUCCUUCCACAGAUCAUAGUGAUAGCGAGGAUGAGGACAGCACAGACGAGAAGGGAGACCACUUUCCGACUGAGCGUAACCUUAGAAAGAGGACUGUUCAACAGACAAACCCUUUCAAGUUCGACAAGCACAAACACAUAGCACAGAAGACUGGGCAACAAAUCAACACGAAGAAAAUCGAGAACAAGGUGAAACAAGAGAUCGAGGGAACUCAAAAAGAACCGGUAAAGAAGAGAGCCCGGGUCUCCAGUGGCAGCUCGACCAAGAACAAAGCGAAAGCUUCUGCCUCCCGAGAUCAGAGUGCCAGCAAAGCACGACGCUCCAGCUCGAUCUUGUCCACGACCGUGUCGCCAGAGGCUAGUAGCGAUCAUGACUUUGACCCAGCGAGAACCAUCCUCCGUGUGAGAUUGGAUGGCUUUGCUGAUGCCGCUGCUCCGAUCCCUCUGAUACAAUGCGAUGGGCUUGAUAAGCUGAUGGACUUCAUCAUUGACAGCUGGAGAUGGAGGUUCAAUGGCGACCGGUUCUCCUACGCCAUCGCAUCUUUUCCAUGGCUGUCCGAUAAGUCAAACAUUCUACUCCGGCCGGGCAUGGACGCGAGUUUCCAACUCAUGAUGACCGAAAUUGAACACGCCCCCAUGUGGACAGAAGGUUAUCGCACAAGCUGUUUCGUCGACGUGACGGUGUACGUACAAUGA
Molecule: messenger RNA, 1266 nt
Organism: Cladophialophora yegresii CBS 114405
Lineage: Eukaryota; Fungi; Ascomycota; Eurotiomycetes; Chaetothyriales; Herpotrichiellaceae
Exons: 1
Coding region: 1-1266 (421 amino acids)
Source: RefSeq, a predicted model, not a curated record